Cotesia congregata is the source of this 513-nucleotide messenger RNA. The record is from the annotation of a GenBank genome assembly. NCBI's taxonomy places the organism in Eukaryota, Metazoa, Arthropoda, Insecta, Hymenoptera, Braconidae.
AUGGAUUUAGUAUACAGAGUACCAUUUUUGGUUCUUGAAGUGCCAAAUUUAAAAUUAAAAAAACCAUCAUGGUUUGUUAAACCUAGUGCAAUGGUUGUUUUUUCAAUCAUUCUUUUAUCUUAUUUUAUGGUCACUGGAGGUAUUAUUUAUGAUGUAAUUGUGGAACCACCUAGUGUUGGAUCAACGACUGAUGAACAUGGUCAUACAAGGCCUGUAGCAUUUAUGCCAUAUCGCGUCAACGGACAAUAUAUUAUGGAAGGUUUAGCCUCGAGUUUUUUGUUUACUCUUGGAGGACUUGGUUUCAUAAUACUUGAUCAGACACACUCACCUUCAACUCCAAAAUUGAAUAGGAUUCUUCUGAUGAGUGUUGGUUUUAUUUGCAUCAUUGUAUCUUUUAUCACUUGUUGGAUUUUUAUGCGUAUGAAGCUUCCAAUCAUAAAAUGGAUACUUCUAGUGGUAAAUCCCAAGACCGUGGAUUGUCUUAAAGCAUUCUACAAUCGAUCAUACUUCCAU